AUAUCUCUUUUUCGUCUUCAUUCUUUGUUCUUCUUCGAACCGCGAAACGUUUUUCACGACAAACACAAACUCCCUGGACUAGCGGCAACUCCUUUUCCUCCCCUCCUUUGGAAUCCAUGGCGGUUCCGAAGGUUAUCUGCCUAACGAUUUUUCUAUCUUUAAUCGUCUUCUCCGCUGCAGCGGACGCGAUCGUCGACGGAGACGACGUAAUUGAAGUUGUGAGAGAGGAUGGCUCUGAUUCUUCAGUGCUUAAGAUCGAAUUGGAAAAACUUAAUUCUAAGAUCCGAGAGCUUGAGGUCCUUAUUGAUGAAAAAGCACGGGAAUUGGAGAAAAAGGAUUAUCUUAUAUCUCAGAAGGAUGAAAUAUUUAGGGACAAGUCAGAUAGAGUUUCAUUUCUUGAGAGCGAGAUAGAAUCUCUCCAGAGGGAAGGGAAAUUGCAUGCGGAGGAAACAACGGCAGAGGCUCAUUCACGUGCUGGUGAAUUAGAGAAGCAGGUCAAUGAACUUAAGAAGGAACUAGAUGCUCAAAAUAGGGAGAAAAAUGCUCUGGAGGUUCGAUCAAAUGAAGCCCAGAAGAAGAUGGAUAAGAUUAUUUCAAAACUGGAGAAACUUCAGAACACUAAUGAAGAACAAAAGAGCAAAAUUCAGAAACUCCAACGUGCACUUAAAGUGGCUGAGGAAGAAAUGAUAAAAGCAAAGUUUGAGGUCACUUCAAAGACUGAAAAGUUGAUGGAGGUCCACGGUGCAUGGCUACCACCAUGGCUUGCUUCAUUCUGGGACGAGCAUGCAAAGCCUACAAUAAAUACGGUGGUGCAGAAGGUGCGGGAGGGAAAGAUGCGUGUGGAGAAUUGGUUGGGACCCCGCGUAGAACCAAUUAAAUCUAAGUGGAUCCCUGCCAUGCACAAACAGUUGUUGGUGGUGAAAACCAAUUCUGAACCACAUUUGCAAUUGUUGUGUAAAAGAAGUUCAGAAGCUUACAAGGCUUCAAAACAAGCUCUGAUUCCACAUUUAAUAGGAGCACAAGAAUUUGCCUAUCCCUACUUUCAGAAAGUUAAAAUGGUCUCCAAACCAUAUGUCGAUCGUGUUGCUAUCAUAAUGAAACCUCAUGUUGACAAAGUUCAAGUAGCCUUAAGUCCAUACACAAAGGAUGUAGUGCAUGCUUGUGGAAAUUUUAUGCAGUCUGCUACUACACAUCGUCAGAAGGUUAAAUCUACCAUCCAAGAAGUGCUCAACAGGCAUGACAUUACAAGACCGGCUGCUUCUACAGAGUUCGAGUGGCUUUUGGAUUCCGCAUUAUUGGUCUUACCUGUGUUAAUAUUGUUCCAUCUUUGCUCUUGCUGUGGCAUAUUCCGUAAAAAGGCAAGGACAUCUGUUCGGGGUACCAACACCAACCAUGGACGUCGUAAGGCUAAAAAGGGAACUUCUGGGAGGUGAAGUGUAACAUCGUUUCCUGGUCCUCUGUUGUAGACGAAAUUUUAAAGAUGGACAGCACAUCUUUGGCUUCCCAAAUCCUCUAGAAACUGGAACGGAAAGGUCUGAUAUUUUUUGAAGCUCUAACAGUUUCAUCUCCUUUGUUAGCCAUGAUCAUCACACACGCUGCUAAAAAAAUAUCCAAGAAGUUUAGAAGUUGAAGUUAUACUCUGCUUUUCAUGUUUGACUGUGAUACCGGAGCUGUACCAAGUUUUUGUUCGAUGUGAUGUGUUGUAAAAUAGUCACGAAGUUAAAAUAAAUUAUUUAAAAUUCUCAUCUCUUGUUA
This is a messenger RNA of Cucumis melo (muskmelon), 1755 nucleotides long. RefSeq lists its product as uncharacterized. The record is from RefSeq and is a predicted model, not a curated record. The transcript has 14 exons. NCBI's taxonomy places the organism in Eukaryota, Viridiplantae, Streptophyta, Magnoliopsida, Cucurbitales, Cucurbitaceae. Bases 117 to 1433 code for a protein of 438 amino acids.